AUGCCAAAGGAAAUGGUCAAUCUUUUUAAGGAGGAUGCUGAGGCUCCCCUUUACCUCCAAAGCUCUUCUGCCUUGUCUUCUUACACCUGGGUUAGUAAGAACUUGAGUCGCUCCUAUCCCUCUAGUGAAGUGAGGAAUAGUGCAGUGAAGUGGUCGGAUUGGAUUGAUAGACUCCUUCCGAGGAAUUUUGCCAGCAACACGUUCAAUUUUUGUGUGGGCCCUAUGACUCCAACCCUGUUGGACAUGGUUCAGAUCUUUGGGUUUAGGCCUCAUGGAAGGCCUGUUGAUGCUGUUGGGGACUAUCACAGAAAGAAGAAUCAAGAAAAAAUGGCAAAGCCUUUCACUAUCUCGCCUGCCACAAUCAUCUAG
Messenger RNA from Prunus armeniaca (apricot), 369 nucleotides. The record is from the annotation of a GenBank genome assembly. NCBI's taxonomy places the organism in Eukaryota, Viridiplantae, Streptophyta, Magnoliopsida, Rosales, Rosaceae.